Molecule: messenger RNA, 3154 nt
Organism: Vollenhovia emeryi
Lineage: Eukaryota; Metazoa; Arthropoda; Insecta; Hymenoptera; Formicidae
Product: facilitated trehalose transporter Tret1-like
Exons: 4
Coding region: 979-2373 (464 amino acids)
Biological process (GO): transmembrane transport
Cellular component (GO): membrane
Molecular function (GO): transmembrane transporter activity
Source: RefSeq, a predicted model, not a curated record
AAAAUUAAUCAAACUUUGUUAUUAUAUAUUUAAAAAAGUAUACGAUUUACGUAAUUAUAAUAAUCGGUCAACAUUGACCGUUGAAUUAAGAAAGAAAAAGUCACUAUUAAAUAAAGUACAUAUUAUUGAGUUGAACAAAAAAUUUUUUCAUUUUUCUCUUUCUUAGAGAUUCCAAAACAAACUUUAUGUUUCAAGUCAAACAUUGUUAAACAGAAAAUUGAAUAUUUUUUUAGACUACAUUUCUAUGUUAUUUUUCAGAUCUUAUUCCGAUUUAUCGAGUACUUAUUGAGUACACAAUUAUGUCCAACAAUCGACCCCUGUCUAUUGAAAAAAUGAAAAAACUUUUUGUCGAGUCCAAUAUAAUUUUACUCAUUAUCGUUUAAGUUUAGAUAGUCUUUCAAUCAGGGAUCAAGAUUGAAAACCAAAUUCUUUCUUUUGCCAAGUCAAAAUCGGACUGAAAUUCUGCAACAAUUUAUAUCGCCAAGAUUAUAAUCAAAUCAAAUAAAUUACUUCCAAUUUUUUAAAUUCUCAUAGUUUGUACGAAAUUUAUUAUUUCUCUAUUUGUGUUCUAUUGGUUUACUUUUUUCAUACCAUGUACGUUUCCCUCAUUUCUUUAGGUUACAUUUCAACUGCUUAUAAAAUGAUUCUUAUAUUCAGGUAAGACGUUCUACGUGAUAAGAAAUACGGCACAGUAGUUAAUUAUCUCCCAAGUAUUACCUAUUUAUUAUUCUUAAAAACGUGGGGGAUUGAUUGGCUACAGUAUUACGUUUUAUCGCGCAAGGCACAUUUCUUCUGACGCGUGUGCAAGAACCGUAAGUUAUUUAACCGCAUAUUGCGUUGUUCAGUUUAUAUCUUACGUGCUUGGCAUCGACUGUUCUUCGUUUCAACGUCGUUUGUUUUAUCCUUUACACAUAUAACCUAGAGAAGAGAGUUGUAUCUAUCGAAAACGGCUCAGUCAUAAGUAGUCUACAGUCCACGAUGGAUUAUAAGACAGAAAAGGAAAUUAAAAGAGUGCAUUGGCCACAGUGGAUCGCUGGUGCCGGAGUUAAUCUUCUGCAGCUGCAAAUGGGACUGAUAUCGGUUUGGAGUUCACCAUACGUCGCAUAUCUGACUUCACCCGAAUCUCACAUACCCGUGACAAUGGACGAGGCUUCUUGGGUAGUUUCUCUACUGAACCUAGGCAGGCUAAUUGGCGCCAUUUCUGGUUCUGUUGCCGUCAACUAUCUCGGCACUAAAACAACAAUCUUCGUGACGAGUUUGCCAAUAACUCUCUGCUGGCUCUUUAUAUUUGUGGCUGAUCGAGUGGAAUGGCUGUACGCAGCCAGGUUGCUAGCUGGCAUCAGUAUGGGUAAGAUGUACAGCUGUUUCUCGCUGUACCUAGGCGAGAUCGCGGAUCCUACCAUUCGCGGAGCUCUGGUGGUUUUAGCUGUAACGGGAUUAUCAAUAGGCAACCUCAUGAUGAGCAUAAUGGGCGCGUAUUUAAGUAUGAAAAUGACCGCUACCAUAUGCUUCGCGCUCUGCUUCGUACUGCUCGUUAUCUUCACUUGGUUGCCGGAAUCGCCGCAUCAUUUCAUUAAAGUUAAGGAGGAAACUAAAGCGCGAGCCUCGAUUCUCUGGUAUCACCGUGAUUGCGACGUGGAGUCGGAGCUGCAAACGCUGAAGCUCUUUCAUGAAAAGAACAAAAGUCUACCCUUCGCCGACGUUAUAAAGGAAUUCAGAAUUCCGUAUAUAUGGAAAGCGCAAGUACUCGUGUCCCUGCUCUACAUGUAUCUUCAGAUGUGCGGCCUGAACAAUGUAUUGUUUUACAUGGAGAUCAUUCUGCGAAACGCCCAAGUGACCGUCGUAGAGCCGUCGGUGAUCGUAAUCAUCGUGACCGCUAUGGGGAUCGUCGGCUCCAUGCUCUCCAUGUUCCUGAUCGACAAGUUCGGCAGGCGACUUCUGAUGAUCGCCUCCACCUUGGCCGUCACGAUCUCGCUGAUCAGUCUGGGUACACAGUAUCAGCUUCUCGACGCAGGCUAUGACCCCGCCGACCUUCAGGCUCUACCGAUUUUCUCGGUAUUGCUCUUCCAGAUAGCCCUAUACAUCGGCAUCAUCUCGAUACCCAACGCGGUACUAGGUGAGAUCUUUCCGCCGCACGUUAAAUGCGUAGCCGGCUGUUUCGCCAGCAUCGUCGGUGCGAUAUCCUCUUUCAUCUCCACGUCGACAUAUCAGCCUUUAAUUAAUUUGCUCACGGAAAAGUACUUGUAUUACGUGUACGCUUUGCUAUUGGUAACCGCUGUACCGUACACUUAUUUCUGCAUGCUUGAGACCAAAGGCAAGUCGUUGCAGCAGAUCCAGGAAGAAUUGAACGGAAAAACUGAACGGAAAAGUUGAGUCGGCUCGAAUACUAAUUUAACGAAUUCUCUCGAUAAUCGGUGUCUAGGAAACUUAUUAUUGAACUUGUUUUUUUUGCAUUUAUUACAAGAUAAAUUUUAUGAUACGUCGACGUCAGUGCUGAAUAAUACUGAUGUGAUAAAUAAUGUUCUACUAAAGUUGCAAUCACAAUGCAACAUUCUCACUUCGUUCGAGCGAAGAAAUUAAAUUAUUUAGUCGCGGAAGACUGUAGAAGUAGAUUGAUGAAGAGCGUCUGAAGAUAUCUACCCACUUCCACUUAUUGUAUAUUAUCUUUGCACAUAUAUUAAACUGUAAGAAUAAUUUCAUUUCUUAUUUUAUUUAUUUUAUACGCUGCAUUAGAAUCGCAUAAUUAAUAGAGAUCUACUUGUACGCCCAGAAAAGCUUCGAAGUCAAACAAAUUUGUUUGAAUUUUCACCUUACGAGACUUUUCUUUACCUUAACUGGAAUUUCCAAGAGAGUAUAUCUACUUCAAUCCAGCAAAUGUUCGAGAAGUAAAUAAAAAUUUGGUAGAUUCAAAGAAACAUGACUUCAACGUAUCUCGUUUGUUCAACUAAAUUAACCUCAGUCAACCUAAAUUAUAAUUAAACCCAACUAAUUCUUUGUUUCUAGGUAUAGUAGAUAUAGUUAUUAAUAAUUAACAUAUCAUAAAUACGUAUAUAAUGAGUGAUGGACUGAUAAAACUAAGCGUAAUGUGGCGUGUGACUUGGCUUGCUUAGCUACGCCUUUUUGUAAGUGUAAUAAUAAUUAACGCUAAAAAAUA